CUGCCACUUUUUUCCUCCCCUUCGCUCUUGCCCCCCAUCCUAGGAUCCAAUGAUAGCUGGACAAGUCAGUAAGCCCUUGCUGUCAGUGCGGAGUGAAAUGAAUGCGGAGUUGAGAGGUGAGGACAAGGCUGCUACUUCAGACAGCGAGCUGAAUGAGCCCCUGCUUGCGCCCGUGGAAUCAAAUGACAGCGAGGACACUCCCAGCAAGCUCUUCGGGGCCAGAGGAAACACAGUACUAUCAGACCCAGGAACUCCUGACCAGCACCAGGCCAGUCAGACCCACCCCCCAUUUCCAGUUGGGCCGCAGCCUCUUCUGACAGCACAGCAGCUUGCCUCUGCUGUGGCCGGGGUGAUGCCGGGAGGCCCCCCAGCCCUCAACCAGCCCAUCCUCAUCCCCUUCAACAUGGCAGGACAACUAGGUGGUCAGCAAGGCCUGGUCCUCACGCUGCCCACAGCGAAUCUCACAAACAUCCAAGGGCUGGUAGCAGCAGCUGCAGCUGGAGGCAUCAUGACUCUGCCAUUGCAAAAUCUCCAAGCUACCUCAUCCCUGAACUCCCAACUGCAACAGCUCCAGCAGCUCCAGCUCCAGCAGCAGCAGCAACAACAACAACAGCAACAGCAACUGCCUCCUCCACCACCAACCAGCCAGCACCCACAGCCAGCCUCACAGGCGCCCUCACACUCUCAACAGCCACAAUCCCGGCCCACACCGCCCCACCAAUCACCACCUGCCUCACAGCAGCCACCGGCUCCGCCAGCUCAGCUGCCGCAGGCUCCUCAGUCUCAACAGCACCAAUCCCACUCCCACCCCCAGAGCCAGAAUCAGUCAUCUCCAAGCCAACAGAGCUCAAGUCCCCCUCAGAAACCCAGCGCAUCUCCAGGACAUAGCCUUCCGUCACCGCUCACGCCGCCCAACCCUCUACAGCUGGUUAAUAAUCCUCUAGCAAGUCAGGCCGCCGCUGCUGCAGCAGCCAUGGGCUCCAUAGCAAGCUCACAGGCCUUUGGCAAUGCCCUCUCCAGCCUUCAGGGGGUCACAGGUCAACUAGUUACUAAUGCACAAGGACAGAUUAUUGGGACCAUUCCACUGAUGCCUAACCCAGGGCCAUCGAGUCAAGCAACAAGUGGCACUCAGGGCCUUCAAGUACAACCUAUCACACCCCAGCUCCUAACCAAUGCCCAGGGCCAGAUCAUUGCCACAGUCAUCGGAAACCAGAUCUUGCCUGUGAUCAACACUCAGGGUAUCACCCUGUCCCCCAUCAAGCCAGGCCAGCAGCUUCACCAAUCUUCCCAGUCAUCAGUGGGUCAAGCAGGCACCCAAGGGAACCUUCUGCACCUGGCUCAUGGCCAAGCAUCCACAUCUCAAAGUCCCGUGCGACAAGCUUCUUCCUCCUCCUCCUCAUCCUCCUCUUCUUCAGCUUUGAGCGUGGGCCAGUUAGUGAGCAAUCCUCAAACGGCAGCGGGUGAGGUGGACGGGGUUAAUCUGGAGGAGAUUCGAGAGUUUGCCAAAGCUUUUAAAAUCCGACGCCUGUCCCUUGGCCUGACUCAGACUCAGGUGGGACAAGCCCUCAGUGCCACAGAGGGCCCCGCAUACAGCCAGUCAGCCAUCUGCAGACACACCAUCCUGAGAAGCCACUUUUUCCUACCACAGGAAGCCCAAGAGAACACUAUAGCUAGCAGUCUGACAGCCAAACUGAACCCUGGCCUUUUGUAUCCUGCCAGGUUUGAAAAGCUGGACAUCACCCCUAAAAGUGCCCAGAAGAUCAAGCCGGUGCUUGAGCGGUGGAUGGCUGAGGCUGAGGCCCGCCAUCGAGCAGGUAUGCAGAACCUCACGGAGUUUAUUGGGAGUGAGCCAUCCAAAAAGCGCAAGCGGCGCACCUCCUUCACACCCCAGGCCCUUGAGAUCCUCAAUGCCCACUUUGAGAAGAACACACACCCCUCAGGGCAGGAAAUGACCGAGAUUGCUGAGAAGCUAAACUAUGACCGGGAAGUAGUUAGAGUUUGGUUCUGCAAUAAGAGACAAGCCCUGAAGAACACAAUUAAGCGCUUAAAGCAACAUGAGCCCACUUCAGCGGUCCCGCUGGAGCCCUUAGCCGACUCGCCUGAAGAAAACUGCUAGACACACCCAUCCAUGGUCAGAAGGAAGCACGGCAGAAACUACUCUGAAUCUCCACAAAAAAAGAAAGAAGAAAGGAUUAAAGACACCCCCAGUCAUCAUUUCCCUUGUAUGUAAAAGACUCAAAAGGAAAAGGAAAAAGAAAAAAAAAAAACUAGCAAAUGGGCAGGAUGGUUUAUACAUGUCCGUUGGCUUUCCAAAAGGAAGAAGAAAAGGAAAUUUUAAAUUUUUAAACAGGAAAUGCACCACAUGGAAGGAGUAUGUGGUAGGAUCAUUCCCUCCCCCACCUGUCUCUGUAAAGCCAGUUUUUUAAAAGCAAACCAAAUAUCCACUUACUUUUUUCUGUAUAUGAUGAAAAUGUGAACACCUAAUAAGGAAAAAGAAAAAAAAAAAGGAAACCAAAAAACAAAACAAAACAACUCACCACCACAAACUUCUAUCUGUUCAAAGCGAAUGCAAGCCUGCCACCUGGAGGAGGGCCCGCAUCCCUUCAGGGACGAAGUGCUGAUCACUGCAAAACCUAUUAACCAAAGUCAGAAACACUGCGAACGCUGUUGGUCUACUUGCCUCGGCGUGUAAAGCUGGGGUUUGAAUUUUUACAUUUGUACCAACAAAACAGCAGGAAGCCUGCUUUCUCCCGUCUUUCUUGCCGGUUGUCUCUGCCACCAGGGACGUUUUUGAAAUCAUUCUGUAUGGCUCACU
Messenger RNA from Microtus oregoni (creeping vole), 2815 nucleotides. RefSeq names its product POU class 6 homeobox 2 (gene Pou6f2). The record is from RefSeq and is a predicted model, not a curated record. Gene Ontology annotation, biological process: regulation of transcription by RNA polymerase II. Bases 50 to 2116 code for a protein of 688 amino acids. Gene Ontology annotation, molecular function: DNA-binding transcription factor activity, RNA polymerase II-specific; RNA polymerase II cis-regulatory region sequence-specific DNA binding. The transcript is spliced from 9 exons. NCBI's taxonomy places the organism in Eukaryota, Metazoa, Chordata, Mammalia, Rodentia, Cricetidae.